Messenger RNA from Klebsormidium nitens, 1575 nucleotides. The record is from the annotation of a GenBank genome assembly. Lineage: Eukaryota; Viridiplantae; Streptophyta; Klebsormidiophyceae; Klebsormidiales; Klebsormidiaceae.
AUGGAUGAGCCGGCUGCAAGUGGACCUUGCGACUCGCUACCAGACGAAGUCCUGCUUCUCAUUCUCUGUAGGCUCGCUGUGCAGGACCCUCCUUCCCUGCUUGCGGCGACCGUUGCGUCAAGGACCUUUGACAGGCUGGCGCCGCCUCAGUCCGCGCUCUGGAAACACGUCUUCUACAAGGAGGUGCAGGCGUCGCCUCCGUAUGACUCCUUCGAAGCACGCGCGCUUGAGAAAGAGAUCGAGGAUUUCGGUGGAUACAAGAGUCUCUUUGUAGCUCAUGUGAAGGUGGACUCACAUUCGUCCUCUUCCAGGAGCCGCAAUCUGAACAAACACAGUGAAAGUCCUGAUGUGGAGAUUUCCACAUUCUUGUAUCUGAUGCGGACACGGGAUGGCCGUCUCUUUUUCUGGGGAGGGGGGACGGAAGGAGAGAGUAGCAAGCGGGGCACGCUGCUGACCACCGGAGAAAAACGCUUCCCCUUUAGCGCCCAACUGCAUCCUCUCGUUCGAAAUGCAGAAAUACGAGAGCUGACGCACGGGCAUCACCGCACCAAGCUCUGCUUGUGCAACAAGAUGGACUACGGAGUCAGCUUGGGGAGCAAGCACGAGAACGUGAGCUACUGCACGCUCGGCGGCGAAAUUGACCUCGGAGGGACGGCCCAUGCAGAAACCUUUCCCGUCAUGGAUCUGCGCGAUUGGUACUUUUGGAAGGAAGCUUCUGAAAGGAGAGCGGAGAAACUUGACCCCCCUUCCCUGGUUGCGGCGACCCUCGCAUCAAGGGCCUUUGACAACUUGGCACCACCUCAGUCUCCGCUCUGGAAAGACGCGUUCUGCAAGCAGCUCCAAACAUCGCCGCCCUGUGACUCACCAGAAGCACGGGCGCUUGAGAGAGAGAUAGAGUGUUUUGGUGGGUACAAGGGGCUCGUUGCAGCGGUGAAUGCGGGCUCAGAGAAUCUGAACAAAGUCAGCGGGAGUCCUGCGAAGUCCACUUUCUUGUAUCUGAUGCGGAAGUUGAAUAGCGGCCGUCUCGUUUGCUGGGGAGGAGGAACCGAGGGUGAGACUAGCAAGCGGGGAAAUCUCAUGCAAGCCAGCAAAGAUACAAGCUUCAUGUUCAGGGCACAAGUUCAUCCUCUCCUUCGAGCCGCGGAAAUGCGGGAGCUGAUGAAAGAUGAAAGUUGGGAGCCAUAUCUCGGCUACAUCUUCCAAAGAUCAACGGUUGAGUCAGAUUUUGAGAGGUCGAGAGGAGUCCUGGUGAGGGUCUGGACCGUGCCUGUGUCCGUGGUUACCUUCUUCCAAGCUACCUUGCACUGGCAGCCCCUGCCGGAGCGCGAUCCCAACUUUAAGUCACACCACAUGUGUCUGAUCUACCCCGAGCGUCACAAAGCCGAGCUCUGCUUGUGCAAAAAGAUGGACUACGGAGUCAGCUUGGGGAGCAAACAAGAGAACGUGAGCUACUGCACAAUCAUUGGCGAGAUUGAACUCAAAGACGUGGCCAGUGCUCAGAACUUUCCCGUGAUGGAUCUACGCGACUGGUACUUUGGAAGGAGGUUGGGGGAUGGAGAUUGGUCGGACUUGUAG